Gasterosteus aculeatus aculeatus (three-spined stickleback) is the source of this 917-nucleotide messenger RNA. The record is from RefSeq and is a predicted model, not a curated record. NCBI's taxonomy places the organism in Eukaryota, Metazoa, Chordata, Actinopteri, Perciformes, Gasterosteidae.
UCUGAUUCCAGAUAAAGGGACACUUGUUUUUACAGCAUGGACUUUUGACUAUUCAGCGGAGACACUGCACGUCCACCUUCCACCAGCAGGUGCACUUUGACGCGCAUGGGUGCGAUGGCUGAAGUCUCCACGUGACGCAGGUGGAGCAGCAGAUAGCGCAGUGGUGCGGAGCCCCCACCCUGCCCUGGCUGCUGGCCGAUAACACAAAGCAGGGAAACAGCGCGACCCUGAGAACACCACCAUCGCGCCACCUCUUUCCCCACACGGAAGGAGUCGUGAAAAAAAAUGGUCGAUUAGCGGCCUUUUACGCACGCAUUUGUCUCCUGCUGUGACUCUGACCGCCGCCGUGAAGUCGUCUCUCACUCCGGAUCUUCAGCUGUGAGCUGCCUGCACAGCGAUGCUCUCCAAGAAGCAGAAAGACCUGAUAGCGGAAAUAUGGGAAGGGUUGAUCUCUGUGGCAGACGAUAUUGGAGCAGACGCGCUGCUCAGGAUGUUCGCCUCUUAUCCCGGUACCAAGACCUACUUCUCCCACCUGGACAUCAGCCACCGCUCCGCUCACCUGCUCUCUCACGGGAAGAAGAUCGUGCUGGCGAUCGCGGAGGGGGCCAAAGACAUCAGCCAGCUGACCGUCACGCUGGCUCCUCUGCAGACGCUGCACGCCUACCAGCUGCGGAUAGACCCGACCAACUUCAAGCUCUUCUCACACUGUAUGCUCGUGAGCCUGGCGUGUCACAUGGGAGAAGACUUCACCCCGGAAGCGCACGCGGCGAUGGAUAAAUACCUGUCGGCCUUCGCUGCCGUGCUCGCCGAGAAGUACAGAUGAGACCAUCCGUGAUGAUAUAGGACAUGAAAUAUUUAUUUUUGUGUAGUUGUCUGAAUGCAAUAUUUUGUAAUAAUAAAAUGUGCAAUGAACUCAA